AAAUGUGCAUUUUCUGUCACCAUAAUGAUUUUCGAAAGAGUUACCCGUGAGAGCUCUUUGUCUCCAUACUGUCUUCCAGAGUUUCCUCAAAGCGCAGAAGGAGUCCAAGAAGUCAAAUGUGACGGUGACGAUGACGUACCUCGGGCAGGGUCUUCCUGGAAGCGCUCGGGAUGAGAUGAAAGUGCUUCAGCAGAUCUGUGGAGGAGAAAACAUCUGUGUGUUUAAAGGAUUCGUCCAACCCGGAGAGCAGUUUCAGUUCACAUCUCAGAGACACCUGGGCUUCCCCUUCAGCGCUACUAUCUUUGUGAAUGGACUGAUGACCACGAGGAUCAGCUCCUGCUGCGAGUACAGAUACGCUCCUGGCUUUCAGCAAGGCCGCAGGAGCUGCUUCAGACUGACACGACUAAAUGGAGGAAAACCCUGCUACAAGUGUGUGAAUUCUAGGCAUGGAAUUGGCGCCCCUGCGAUCAAUCGUGCAGCUCCAACCUCGACACGAGCCGUCAAUUCCAAUGAAGGUGUGUGUUGAUGCAAUACUGUUGAUUUUCUCUCUGAUGUUUUUAAAGUAAUGAUUCAGGGUGCAAUAUUUCCUCAACGCUUCAAGGUAAUCAAUGGUGCACCAGCCAUAUGGCGGCACAUAUGGCAGGGUUGAGUCGGGUCAGUAGCUGGAUGGGAGACCACCUGAGAAAAGUAGAGCUGUGUUCAAAAUCACCUGAUACCCUUGUUCAUCAUCACCAACAUUAGUCUAGUAAUAUAGUCCACUCAAAAUAGAGAAUGGAAAUGAGACACUGAAUUAAUAGUUUGUGCUUGCUGUUUCAUAAAGUGUAUAGCUGAUAAUGAUGUGGAUAGAUUUAAAGAGAUCCCUGCAGGCACAGGACGUCAUAUUGACGUUGUACCCCCAUCGUGAUGGGGACAUUGGAUUUUGUUUGGAAAUGAAAAUCAGGUUGACGUCAAAACGUAGCGUCAGGCCAAUGUCCAACCUAAAGUCAACCAAAUAUCAACAUCUAAUCAUGUUACACCUUGACAUUUUGUGGACAAUACCACUAUGACCUCUACCAGAUGUUAGAUUUUGGUCACUUUCCAACAAAACCUAAAAUCAACCAAAUAUCAAUGUAAUUGGACAUCAUUUUUGGACAUCAUAAUAAUGUUUUCCUUAGAUGCUGGUGUAACAGAGGCCAGCU
This is a messenger RNA of Danio rerio (zebrafish), 1178 nucleotides long. NCBI's taxonomy places the organism in Eukaryota, Metazoa, Chordata, Actinopteri, Cypriniformes, Danionidae. The record is from RefSeq and is a predicted model, not a curated record.